Messenger RNA from Thyridium curvatum, 1065 nucleotides. RefSeq lists its product as uncharacterized. Lineage: Eukaryota; Fungi; Ascomycota; Sordariomycetes; Thyridiales; Thyridiaceae. Gene Ontology annotation, molecular function: transcription cis-regulatory region binding; DNA-binding transcription factor activity. Gene Ontology annotation, cellular component: nucleus. The transcript has a single exon. Gene Ontology annotation, biological process: positive regulation of transcription by RNA polymerase II. The coding region runs from base 1 to 1065 and encodes 354 amino acids. The record is from RefSeq and is a predicted model, not a curated record.
AUGGCCGCAGACUUCCUACCUAUGGCACUGGAAUCUCCAGCACUUUGUGACGCGCUGCUGGCACUGUCAUCCAGUCACAUAUCUCUGGUAGACCAGUCAUAUUCCGUGGUCGCGUUAGAAGCGCAGUCAAACGCCAUCAAAAAUCUCACUUUCUCGAUCAAGUCACCUUCAGACCAGAUCACAUGGCACGAAAGCAACGCCGCAACCUGCCUAGCUUUCGCGACCUCUCUGAUCAGUACGAGUGAUAGCCAAGGGUGGCAUGCUCAUCUCCAAGGCGCCAAACAUUUCAUCACGUCCGCUGCAGCGAACUCCAGGCCUGGAGGACCCCUCAAAGGGGUCGACGCCUUCAAGGUGACCCCUGAAGGCCGGUGGGUCCUGCGCAACUUUGCCUAUCACGACAUCAUUGGUAGCAUCAGUACUGGAAGGCAGCCACUGCUGGACCCUAGUUAUCUGCACGAUAUCAGUGAAGUCAUUGACUCCUAUCUUGGCGUCGCGACAGGUCUUCUGAUCCACAUUGGAGAGAUUAGCUCUCUCGAGAGCGAGCCAUCAUUGCUAGAAUACUCCUUAGUCUCUGAGAUCGACAGGAGUGUUUCCUUCCGCGAGAAGUGUCUUCGAUUGGAGAAUGAGCUCGAGAGUUGGAGAUGCCCGAUUGAGACUCAAGGAAGCCUUGCUUCCAUGGCUUUUGCAUAUAGAAGCGCCGCGCUCAUUCUGCUGUACCGGCUGGUCCGGCGAGAUCUCCCAGGAGCCAUCGAGAACCUCGAAGAGAAAAUCUCGUCGCAGGUCACCGAAGCGCUACGACACAUCUCGGAUGUCCCUCUGGGACACAGCCCGGAAGCAGCUCUCUUGUUCCCACUGUUCAUCGCGGGCGGUGAAGCAAGGGAGGACUCUCAGAUCGAUUUGAUCCGAACUCGACUCCGAGAGAAGGCCAACAAGCGAAACUUUCAAAAUAUAUCGCGUGCUCUCAAGGUCUUGGAAAGUCUCUGGAAUCGACGAAGGAUACUUGGCAUUGAGGCAGACUGGGCCCAAAUUCUGAAUGCAUCUGGCGAGGAACUGGUACUAACGUAA